This is a messenger RNA of Trachymyrmex cornetzi, 3328 nucleotides long. Its product is annotated as importin subunit alpha-1. NCBI's taxonomy places the organism in Eukaryota, Metazoa, Arthropoda, Insecta, Hymenoptera, Formicidae. The transcript is spliced from 13 exons. The coding region runs from base 404 to 3328 and encodes 974 amino acids. The record is from RefSeq and is a predicted model, not a curated record. Gene Ontology annotation, molecular function: protein binding.
UUUCUGAGAAUCGAGGACGCUGAUCAAUUUUACACACAAUGCCCAGUGAAAAUGAACAAAAUUACAUGUACCUGUUUUAAUUUCCCACUUAACAAUAUAAUCGUAAUAUAACACGUCUUAUCAUCGAUAACAAUUAAUAUGUUAACGAUGUUUUAAAUCGAUUAGCGUUCUCGAUUCUCAGAAAAACUUCAACCAUGAUACGAUUAAUAUGAGACAGACGUUAUGGCGUCAAAAAUAGACUCGAUUAGCUGUUCAUAUCCGAAAUAAAGAGAGUUUAGUAUAUGAUGCGAUAAUAACAACGAGUUCGAACUUGUCAGUCAUCGACAUUAAGAUAAACAAGUAACACGGACAUUCGCAAGGGAACCUACAGUUUGAUCAGAGAAUCUACAAGAUCUUCGAGACAAUGUCUUCUCAAGAGGAUGAUAGCAAUAGACACAUAGCAAAAUUUGAAUCUGAUAUGAUUGUAUUUGAUAUGGAAUAUGAAAAGAAACGAAUGGAAAAUAAUGCAGUCCGGUUAUGUAAAACCAUAAAAUAUAAUCGAUUAUUUAAACGUAAUCUUGAUAUGGAGCAAGAACUAAUAGAUUCUGCUCUUUCACCCACUUCCGAUCUUUCUGUAGAUAAAAUUGUGAACUACAUAAACUCGUCAAAUGAAACAUUACAAUUACUGGGAAUCCAAGCUUACGCAAGAUUAAAACGAGAAAAAAAUCCUUCUAUAAAUGAUACGAUAGAUGAUAUAUUACCACGCUGUAUUAAGCUCUUAGACAAUGACAUUAUUUCCUUGCAAUUUCAAAUAGCAUCUUUAUUAGCUAUCAUAUCUUUGGAUACAUUCAAACAAACGCAUGUUAUAACAUGUGAAGCAAUAUCAAAAUUAAUAAAACUACUUAAAUCAUCGCCUAUUGUCGCGGAACAAGCAGUGCGUGCCUUAGGAAAUAUAAUUGAAGAUAAACCAUAUGCACGUGACUUUGCUCUUAAAUAUAAUGCUCUACCUCUUUUGGCAGAUUUAAUUAAAUCCGAUACUUCAGUGUCAUUCAUGGACAACAUUUCAUGGCUUUUAUCUAAUUUAUGUCAAAGGAAUAUACCUCUAAGUGUUGGAUUGAUUAGACCUGUUCUACCAGUAUUUCAUUGCUUAUUUAAUAUUAAAAAUCAAUACAUAAUUUCCGACAUCUGCCGGACACUCUCUUACCUUACCGAUGGAUCUAACGAUAAUGUACAAGCAAUAAUGGAAACUGUAGGCAUUCUACCGAAACUUUUAGAAUGUCUGACGUUGAGGAAAGAAACUAUCGUUAUUCCAGCAUUGCGUACAGUAGGAAAUAUAGUGACAAUUGGCGAUGAUGCACAAAAGAAUGCUGUAAUCUCCGCGGGAGGAUUGUCGCGUCUUGGUGACGUGUUACGAUAUUAUUUGUGUGUCGAUGAGAAAUAUAUUGUAGAGGAAGCUUUUUGGGCAAUUUUUAAAAUAGUUGACAAUACAGACCGAAUUCAAAGUGUAAUAAGUGCUGAUCUGUUACCACUACUGAUAGAAGGGCUUCAGUUUGGAAAUGCGCAAAUAAUAGCCACAUGGACUGUAAUUGCCUUGAUAACUGGAGGAACGAUUCAACAUUUGAUCCAAUUAGUGCAAGCUGGCGUGUUGCAAGCUUUUUGUAAUUUACUUGAAUCAAACAAUAAUCUAAAUAUUAUUAAUGCCUUAAUUGGUAAAGCUGAAAUCUUGCAUGCAGCAGAGAAAAUAGGACAAGCAGAAAAACUUGCCAUUAUGAUCAAAAAAUUUGGAGGAUUAGAUAAAAUAGAAAAUCUCCAAUAUCAUAAGAAUGAACGAGUUUAUGCAGAAUCUUUGGCUAUAAUCAACGUGUACUUUCCUCAAAGGGAGGCACGAAUAAACGGAGACGCAUUAUCAGUAGAGCUAUGCAAAGCCAAAGAAGAUGAUCGAUUGUCAAAUUGCAAUCUUGAUACAAAGCAAGCAUUACCAGAUUUAUCAAACAUAAAUGUUACAUUAACUUCUCGUCUUUCUGUAGAAGAAAUUGUAAAUUACUUAUACUCAUCAAACGAAACAUUACAAUUAGUGGCAAUUCAGAAUUACAAAACCUUAUUACGUGAAAGAAUACGUAAUAGAAUUUCUAUGAAUGAUAUAGUAGAAGAUGACAUAGUAUCACGUAGUAUUGAACUCUUAGAUAGCUGUCACAAUUUGGGUACAUUCAAACAAAAGCAGAGUAUUAUAAAACAUGGAAUAAUAUCAAAAUUAGUGAAGCUAUUUAAGUCCACAGAGUUUUUUAUUGCAAGAAAAGCAGUGCAUAUUUUAGGAAAUAUAACGAAAGAUAGACCUUAUGCACGUGAUAUUGCUCUUAAUCAUGCUGCUCUACCCCUUUUGAUUAAAUUAAUUAAUUCUGAUACCUCAAUGAUAUUCAUGCGCGACAUCGUAAGGACUAUGUUUCAUUUAUGUAAAAAGUCGUAUCCACCUUUAUCUCUUGAAUGGAUUAGAACUAUUCUACCAGUUUUCAGUUACCUACUUACUAUUCGAAAUCAAAGCGUAAUUUCCAAUACCUGUUGGAUGCUUGCUUACCUUACUGAUGGAUGCGAUGAUAACAUAUAUGCGUUAUUGGAAACUGGUAUUCUACCGCAAGUUUUAGGGUGUCUGAUGUCGCAGGAAAAAAUUAUCUUUUUUCCAGCAUUGCGCACAGUUGCACAUAUAGUAGAAUCAGGUGAUACUUAUGAAACAAGUGCUGUAAUUUCCGCUGGAGGUUUCUCGUAUCUUUGUACCUUGUUGCGAAAUUAUCUCGACGAAGGUGUUGUAGUGGAAACUGUUUCGGCAAUCUACAAAAUGGUUAAUACCGAAGAACAAAUCCAAUGUAUGAUAGAUGCUGAUUUAUUACCACCAUUGAUAGAAAUACUUAAAUUUGGAACAAAAGAGGCACAAUAUAUAGUUGCAUGGACUGUAAUGGAUAUAAUAUCGAUAGGAUCAAUUGAACAUUUGAACGAAUUAGUAAAUGCCGGCUUGUUACCAGCUUUUUGUAAUUUAUUGGAAGCAGAGGAUUGUAAUAAUGUUAUUAAUGUCUUAGAUUGUCUAACUGAAAUGUUGCGUGCUGCAGAGAAAGUAGAACAAACAGAAAAAUUUAUCAUUAUGAUUAGAAAAUUUGGAAUAAUAGAUAAAAUAGAAACUAUUCAAUAUCAUCAUAAAGUAUAUUCAACUACAUGUGUUUUUCUAGAAAGACAGAUGAGAUGUAGAAGAACUGGGAAAGCUAUGCAAAAACGAUGCGAAGUAGAGAACAAAUGCGGAAGAGAUGUAAAAGAAAUACAGAAAUGGUGCGGAAAAGGUGCAAAAGAGUUGCGGAAACGGUAA